Molecule: messenger RNA, 918 nt
Organism: Blumeria graminis f. sp. triticale
Lineage: Eukaryota; Fungi; Ascomycota; Leotiomycetes; Helotiales; Erysiphaceae
Source: the annotation of a GenBank genome assembly
AUGCGACUCUUGAAGGCCUCGGAAAUAGCUCGACGUGCUGCACAAGCACUGAAAGACGCGAAACAGACGGUCACCGUGAAGAAGAAAAAUCGAUCGAAGAAAACUCCAUUUGAAGGCGGCCAACAGAUAUUCAUCUUCUCGCACAUCCAAAGAAAUUUGGUCGCCUACUCUCUCUCUAGAGCUUUAAAUGCAUGUCGCCGCAACAAUGAAACCCUUCGCUUUAUCCCUUACAACGGGAAAAAAACUGUUCCGUCAGCGCUCCGGAAAGAUCUAUGGUCUCCAUUUGCCACGAUAAGUUUUCCAAAGGGAUGUGGCAAUAUCGGUCGCUCAGUCUUUCAAAAGCUACGUGAAUAUCGACGACGGCAUGAGCAUGAAUGGGGCGAGGAAAUCACCAAAAAUCCGGAGAAUGGGUACUUUAUUGCAAAAAAGAAGCGGGCCCGAAAGCUAUGUGAUCAAGUUGCAAACUCUGUAGCUGAUAUGGCAUAUGUAUUGGGAAGAUUGGACGUCCGAGGACCCGACAACAGCGGUGAAAAAAAAGACACAUCAGCCCUCAGCACCACGACACCAAGCACUCAGAAUAUAUCGGAACAAACAAGCAUAGUUUCUUCUGAUAACAAGUCAACAUACGAAAAUAUUGGUCUUGUCGGUGAAGGUACCGGAAAGCUCGUCCAGAUCCAUUGGCGAGACAUUAGAAUGGCUGAAUUUGCCCAGAGUUGGUCCAACAAUGUUGAACACGGCAUACUACCAUGGCAGAAGAAUUAUCGAGACAAUGAUAUUGCAAACGCUAAAAAGAAACUACGUAAUGAAGGAAGUUUAAUGAAACGAGGGCAAGGGAAAGAGAAAAAACGAGAAAGAUCGUAUGCAAAGCAGGUGACUAGGCAGCAAGAAGACGGUCGUACAGAAAAGGUACUGGCUUAG